CCCCGGGCCCACUCUCAUCCUCCAGCCUCUCGUUUCGGCUCCCGGCGCCGUCCCUGGCUUGCCCGGGGAAGCCAGGGUGAGGGACCACCGUGGCCAGGGCCCCGCAUGCGGCGGCAUUCCUGACGCCGGGGCUCGGCUGGUGCCUCCCUCUUUCCGCGUGAAACCCGGAGCUGGCAUCGGGUCCGCCAGUUUACUCAGAGCCGUCUGUGUGACCUUGGGUCUCCUUCAGGGCACCUGGCGCAAAGCGCGAAAUCUGGGAGAACCUGGAGUCACAGUGGCUUUUAGGUACAGCAGCACUGCAGGAAUGGCCGAGUUUGGGAUCUCCCCUGGCCACCUUGUGGCAGUGUUCUGGGACAAGUCAUCUCCUGAGGAGGCUCUGAAAAAACUGGUAGAUCGUCUUCAAGGGUUGACUGGCAGCGAGGGCCAAGUAGUCACAGAAAACAUCAGCCAGCUGUUGCAGUCUGCCCAUAAAGAAUCCAGCUUCGAUGUUAUUCUGUCCGGUAUAGUCCCUGGAAGCGUCUCUCUGCACAGUGCUGAGGUUCUGGCUGAGAUGGCCCGAAUCCUUCGGCCAGGGGGAUGUCUGUUUCUGAAAGAACCAGUGGAGACAGCUGUAGUUAACAAUGAUAAAAUGAAGACGGCCUCUAAACUGUGCUCGGCCCUGACUCUCUCUGGCCUGGUGGAAGUAAAAGAGUUGCAGCGGGAAUCCUUAAGCUCGGAGGAGGUGCAGUCUGUCCAGGAACACCUGGGCUACCACAGUGACAGCCUGCUCUCAGUUCAUAUCACUGGCAAGAAGCCAAACUUUGAAGUGGGCUCUUCUAGCCAGCUUAAGCUUUUCAUUUCCAAGAAGUCUUCAGUGAAGCCUGUUGUGGAUCCUGCUGCUGCCAAACUCUGGACCCUCUCAGCCAAUGACAUGGAGGAUGACAGCGUGGAUCUCAUCGACUCAGAUGAACUGCUAGAUCCAGAAGAUUUGAAGAAGCCCGAUCCAUCCUCCCUGAAGGCUCCGUCAUGUGGGGAAGGGAAAAAGAGGAAGGCCUGUAAGAACUGUACCUGUGGCCUUGCAGAAGAACUGGAAAGAGAGAAGUCAAAGGAGCGGGGUGCUCAGCCCAAGUCAGCCUGUGGAAAUUGCUACCUGGGGGAUGCUUUCCGCUGCGCCAACUGCCCCUACCUUGGGAUGCCAGCCUUCAAGCCUGGAGAACAGGUGCUCCUGAGCAACAGCAAUCUCCAGGACGCCUAGGAGGAACCUCAGGCACACACACCUCUUCCUCCAGCUGCCUCCUGCCCCUCAGCCCCCGCCACUGCCUCCUCCCACCUCUGGAUUCAAUCACUCUGAAAACAUUCGCAGGGAGAGGCAUGUAGCAGAGUGAAGCUGCUGAGGUGCAGUGGUGUGUGGUGCUGCUGUGUGUUGACAGACCAAGGUGUGAGGGGACCUGCCUCUUACAGGGUUAGGAGAAGGGUGUACCCUAAGGAGCUCCACUCCUGAUAUGACAGUGCUGACCCUCCCCACCCUUGAGUCUAGACUCUUGACUAUUUAUGCUGUGUAAGCUCCAGGCUCCACUCAGUGAUGCUGCCGUACUGACUUCCUCAGUGUGUAAUUCUUGGAGCCAUGGGUCAGCUGUCAAAGGGCCGCAGGGGCACCAAAGAAGUCGCUCCUCCAGUUGCUGUGAUCCAUCUUGUCCCUCUGCCCUUCCACCUCACCCCAUUUGCUGUAGUGUUGUAUCUGUGUCCUGUUGUCAUCUCUGUUAAACAAUAGGUAUUAAACUUCCAUGUUUCUAUGUGUCCCUUGUAUGUAUGUAUGUAUGUGUGUAUGUGUGUGUGUGGGGGGGUGGGGAUCUGUUCCAGUCAUCCACAUUCAACUUGGACUAUGAAACUCACUUUGGAAGAAGCCGAUGUCACACGGGAGUGGGCCAGAGCUGCCCUUAUAGAUUAGGACCUGUCUCCAUCUCCUGUAGGAGAGUCCAGGUUGAGAAUGUGGGGGAGAAGCAGGGCAGGGCAGGCUGGGCCAGCAGCAGGAAGUGUCAGAACAGGGGACCCCUUCAUUCUCCUUGCUGCCUGCCCACACGCCUGUAACCCAUCGUGCCUGAUCUUUUCUGUUUUAAAUAAAAGUGUCCACUGUUA
Messenger RNA from Peromyscus californicus insignis, 2115 nucleotides. RefSeq names its product cytokine induced apoptosis inhibitor 1 (gene Ciapin1). The transcript has 9 exons. NCBI's taxonomy places the organism in Eukaryota, Metazoa, Chordata, Mammalia, Rodentia, Cricetidae. Gene Ontology annotation, molecular function: iron-sulfur cluster binding. Gene Ontology annotation, cellular component: cytoplasm. The record is from RefSeq and is a predicted model, not a curated record. Bases 305 to 1234 code for a protein of 309 amino acids. Gene Ontology annotation, biological process: iron-sulfur cluster assembly.